This is a messenger RNA of Theobroma umbraticum, 1516 nucleotides long. RefSeq names its product sucrose-phosphatase 2-like. Gene Ontology annotation, molecular function: magnesium ion binding; sucrose-phosphate phosphatase activity. The record is from RefSeq and is a predicted model, not a curated record. Lineage: Eukaryota; Viridiplantae; Streptophyta; Magnoliopsida; Malvales; Malvaceae. Gene Ontology annotation, biological process: sucrose biosynthetic process.
UCUGCUUGCAGUUUACAGUGGAAUAUAGGCCCUUGAGUCCUCCUGUAAGAUUAUGCUGGAAUUUUCUUUCCUCAAUCCACAAAUACCCCUGAAGUUGGAGGUUUUUUCUUUCCCCCUGCUUUGUUUUUCCCUUUGAGAUAACCUGGAGAUUCUCCUUCCAACUUUCCCUCCUCUGUUUCCAGUUUCCACCACCAUUUCUCAAUAACCAACAGCCAUGGAUCGUCUCAACAGUCCUGCACGUCUCAUGAUAGUUUCAGAUCUUGAUCAAACAAUGGUUGAUCAUGAUGACCCAGAAAACCUUUCUCUUCUUCGGUUCAAUGCUCUUUGGGAAGCCUAUUAUCGCCAGGAUUCUUUGCUGGUGUUCUCCACUGGAAGGUCACGAACCAGUUAUAGACAGCUGAGGAAUGAGAAGCCUCUGUUGACCCCAGAUGUAACUAUAAUGUCUGUGGGAACUGAGAUUGCUUAUGGUGAAUCAAUGGUACCGGAUUAUGAUUGGGAACGGUUUUUGGACAACAAUUGGGACCGUGAUAUUGUCACUCAGGAAACAGCUAAGUUUCCCCAACUCAUUCCUCAGUCAGAUAGAGACCAACGACCUCACAAGGUUAGCUUUUAUCUGGAGAAGGCUGAGUCAUUCGAAGUAAUCAAGGCACUCUCAGAAUGUCUAGAGAAACGCGGGUUAGAUGUUAAAAUUAUUUAUAGCAGUGGGACAGCUUUGGAUGUGUUACCAAAAGGUGCUGGUAAAGGACAAGCUCUUGCUUAUUUGCUGAAAAAGUUAACUGAUGGAAGAGUUCCACUUAAUACACUUGUUUGUGGUGACUCUGGAAAUGAUGCUGAACUAUUCAUAGUUCCUGAAGUAUAUGGUGUGAUGGUUAGCAAUGCACAGGAAGAGUUAUUGCAGUGGCAUGCAGAAAAUGUGAAAGACAAUCCUAAUAUGUUACGUUCUACUGAGAGAUGUGCAUCUGGAAUAAUACAGGCCAUGGAAAAAUUUACUCUUGGGCCAUAUGUGUCUCCCAGAGAUAUUAGAGACUUCAGAAAAUGCAGAGUAAAUAUUUUCAGUCCUGGUCAUGAAGUGGUGAAGUUCUACUUAAUUUAUGAGAGAUGGCGAUGUGCAGAAGUUCAGAAGUCUGAUCUGCUUAUGCUAAAUCUGAAAUCAAGCUUUUAUUUAUUAGGUACUUUUGUCCAUCCCUCUGGAAUUGAGCAAUCACUGAACAAGUGCAUAGAUAUGAUGGAAAGAUUAUAUGGGGAUAAACUAGGAAAGAAAUAUCGGAUUUGGCUGGAUCGGGUUUCAGCAGCACAGAUUGAUUUAAAUUCAUGGCUUGUGAAGUUUGAUAAGUGGGAGUCAACUGGGGAGACAAGGCAGUGCUGUCUAACAACAGUCUUACUAACUACAAAGCAAGCUGAAGAACCAGAAGCCUUCACAUGGAUGCACAUACAUCAGACAUGGCUAGAUGGUUUGGAAGCAAAAGACCAAACUACUUGGAUUUUCUAGUCUGCUGUCUGGAUCAGCGUUUCUUUC